GAUGCACCAGAUUCAUUAUUAUUCAAUGUUAGAGCUAACUCUCAUCAAUGAGAAUCAGCAACACAUUUUUUGAUGCGUUGAAUCUUUGACGAAAAAAAAAAUUUGAAUUUGAAAAUUUCCUUUUUGUUCAAUUUCACGAUCGACUUUUGAAUUUUUCAUCAUAUUUUUACUGUUUGAACUUUUCCAAAAAAAACCGGAAAUAAUUUUUCUUCUUCUCUCUCUCUUUUCAAAGUGAAAUUUCUGAUCUUUCUUUUCCUCAGUCUUUGUGUGUUGGUGUGUGAGUAAUCAAAAAAAAAAAUUUCUAAAAAAAUGAAAUUCUCAAAUCAAGAAUCAAAAAUAAUGGCCACUUAUUUAAUGGCUUCAAUUUUGGCCAUCAUGGCUAUGGUGAUAAUGGCCAAUCCAAUCUCUCAAGAUAAUAAUAAUAAUGGUGUUGGUGGUGGCGAUAAUAUGGUUGUACCAUUGGAUUCGAAUUCAUUGAAAUCAAUAUUGCUAUAUAAUCGUCUACAACAAUUAAUUGAAAAUGAACCGGAAAUGUUGGAUCUAUUCGAUAUGGAUCGUAAUCAUCUAUCUCGUGUUAUUGAUGAAUUAUUAUUAUCACAAUCAAAUCAGAUUCGUGUACGAAAAUUUCUUAAUGUUAAAAGUAAUAAACGUGCAGCCGCCAUGGGUGUUGAUCUACCCGAUUAUAUUCUUCAUAUAAAUAAGGGAAAAAAUUUUGAUUUUUCAUCAUUUCGUGAAAAGAUGCAAAAAUCUGGUUAAAAAACACUGACUUUAGAUCAAUCGAUUCCCUGGAUUCAAUUAAUCGAUUCAUCCAAGACAUUCACACACACACUCACUUACACAAACACCUUUUUUGUUCCAAAUACAUUCCACAAGUGUUUUUUUUCAUUUUUGAUUCAUUUCACCCCUUGAUUGUUCUCAUACACUUUGUCCACAUAUAAGAUUUGAUAUUUUUUUCUGGAAUUUAAUUUGUGAUUCUUAUUAUUCUGUUUAUUUAAACAAUUUCUGUUUAUGAGGCUAUGCACUAUGAUAUAGAAAAACAAACAAACAAACGAAAAAAAAAUCAAUGCAAUAGCCACAGAUAACAUAAACAAACAAAAAGAUCAAAUAUUGAGAUUUACAGAGAAAAAACCAAGAGAAAAAAAAUGAUUCUGUAAUAAACCACCGAAUCUGACUUUGAUAGUA
Molecule: messenger RNA, 1182 nt
Organism: Dermatophagoides farinae (American house dust mite)
Lineage: Eukaryota; Metazoa; Arthropoda; Arachnida; Sarcoptiformes; Pyroglyphidae
Source: RefSeq, a predicted model, not a curated record